AUGUCGUCGGCCCAUAAUAUCCCACUGAAAACCCUCUCGGCGCUGCGCAUGCUGGUCGGGGCGUCGUGCCUGCUCGUCCCGCGCCAGGCUGGCGUGCUCUUCGGCAUCCCGCUGGCGCCGGGGGGCGCGGAGGCGGUGCUCCUGGGCCGCAUGACGGGGGUCCGCGAUCUGGUUCUGGGCGCGUACCUGUGGAAGAGGGUCCGGGAGUGCGACGGGGAGGUUGGGAAGAAGAACGAGAAAGAGGGCGAAGAAGAGACUGGUACCGGCGAGGACGAUCCUAGCAGGACGCCAUUGCUGUUCAGCAAGUUCUCGUCCGGUACCACCAUCACUGCUAUCCAGAAGGACCGCAAAGAGGACAGAAACGCAGCAGCAUCAGCUAGGGACUCUGUGUCCCAGCCGCCCGAUCUCACCGCGGGCCUCGAACACGGUCAGGGCCCAGACGGACCUACCACGCUAGCUGGUCUGCGCCUGGCUCAGCGCGAAUCUGCCCUGCGCUCGGCAGUCUGGCUCGGCCUGAUCGUCGACACUAUCGACAUGGCCAGCGUCAUUUUCUGCUCUCUCGAAGGCAAUCCGCUCUCUGAUCUCGCCAAAGUGACCGUGGGUGGAGGCGCCGCGGUUUUUGUGCUGAUAGCGGCACAGUAUCUCGUUGCCCACAGGCGAGGCUGA
Cladophialophora bantiana CBS 173.52 is the source of this 666-nucleotide messenger RNA. RefSeq lists its product as uncharacterized. The transcript has a single exon. The coding region runs from base 1 to 666 and encodes 221 amino acids. NCBI's taxonomy places the organism in Eukaryota, Fungi, Ascomycota, Eurotiomycetes, Chaetothyriales, Herpotrichiellaceae. The record is from RefSeq and is a predicted model, not a curated record.